CUGGCUUCUCUCUGUCAGACACGACCGGCGUGUUAAAGCCACCGAGCCGGGCCGAGCUGUGCCGGGACCCGGGACCCGGUGGCUGGAAGGCCGCAGGACAGAGGCAGCUUUGUUGUUGGGCUCCCGGCAACCGGGCGGAGGGAGGAGGGAUUGUUUUGAAACCAUGGCAGAGCAAACAGAGGGAUUUCCCUCCUCCACCCAGCUGCAGACGCCGUCUUUUCAAGAAUACCAGAGGACCGGUUCCCCCUCUCUGAGCUAUGCAAAACAGACAAACCCUGGCUGCCUCACAUGUGCCUCACUAGAACAACACCCCGCCCCGUUGGCUGGCCGGCCGGCGUCGGAGAGAGGAAGACGAGGCAGCCGGCAGCCAUGCAGCGGCAGCUGGAGCUCGCCGCCCUGGCCCUGGCCACCACGGGCUGGAUGUGCUCGGUGCUGACGCGCUGCCUGGCCCUGUGGACGGUGAGCGGCACGCUGGACAACGCCACGGCCACGCUGCCGGCCUACUGGGACGGGGUGUGGCUGGAGUGGGACCACUGGGACCUGGCCCACGACGGCAGCCUGCACUGCUCCUUCUACCAGGCUCUGCUGUCGCUGUCCGGCAGCUUCCGGACGUGGCGGGCCCUGAUCAUGGCGGCGGUGGCGGUGGGGACGGUGGCCGCGGCCCUGGGGCUGGCGGGGGCCGUGUGGUUCCCCCAGCGCGGCCAGGUCAAGGUCUGCUCCGGCAGCCUGUUCGUGGUGGCGGGCGUCCUGCUGCUGGUGCCCACGGCCUGGACCUGCCACAGCACGGGCCAGCCGCUGGGGGCCGGGGGGGCCGCGGGGGCCGCCCUGCUGCUGCGGAGGGACUGGGGGCCCGCGCUGUACCUGGGCUGGGUGGCCUUCGCCCUGAUGCUGGCCGGGGGGGCGUUCCUCACCACCCGCUGCCCCGUGGCGGCCGCGGCCAGGCGGACGGAGCCGCCCGGCCGGGAGGAGGUGGAUGGGGGGGCCGAGGCGGAGGCCAGUCACCCCCUGAGCAGGAUCAACAGGACUACCUUCACGCAGAGCCAGUUCCAGCGCCGAGCAGAGCCCGUCUGAGAGGGGGGGGGGCGUUACAUUACAGGACUGUCUCAGAAAAUUAGAAUAUUGUGAUAAAGUUCUUUAUUUUCUACGGAGCCCAUCUGGCAUUUGAAAAAAAUAAAAUAAUGCGUGGCCACGCAUUAUGUAUCUCGUGCCCACACAUUAUUUUACUCGUGGAUGGCAUUAUAACCUACAUUAUAACAAAUGGAUGCAACUUCCUUGGUGGGAUGGUUAUUCAUCAUUAAUAACGGUAAUUAUAGUCUAUUUAUAUUAAAGAGCAAGAGUAUUGUCAUGGCGAGUGUAGUAAUAACAUUUGACAUUUGAAAAAAAUAAAAUAAUGCAUGGCCACGCAUUAAUAACUCGUGGCCAUGAGUUAUUAAUGCGUGCCCACGCAUUAUUUUAUUUUUUUCAAAUGUCACCAAAGGGGCUCCGUAAUUUUCUGUAAUGCAAAUAAAAAAACUAAAAUGUCAUACAUUCUGGAUUCAUUACAAAUCAACUAAAAUAUU
Molecule: messenger RNA, 1559 nt
Organism: Cololabis saira (Pacific saury)
Lineage: Eukaryota; Metazoa; Chordata; Actinopteri; Beloniformes; Belonidae
Product: claudin-4-like
Exons: 1
Coding region: 289-1071 (260 amino acids)
Biological process (GO): cell adhesion; bicellular tight junction assembly
Cellular component (GO): bicellular tight junction; plasma membrane
Molecular function (GO): structural molecule activity
Source: RefSeq, a predicted model, not a curated record